AUGACGAUCAAAGGUCUUGACGGAGCGGCCGACUCGGCCGCAGCAGCUCACAAGCCUGCGCACUUCAAGCUGGAAAACCUGAUCCGACCCAAUAUCCUCUCGCUGGAACCUUACCGCUGUGCACGAGACGAUUAUCAGUCAGGCAUUCUGCUCGACGCCAACGAGAACAGUCUGGGCCACUCGCUGCCGCCCAAGUCGACCAUCCCUCACAACCCGGGCACCUCGAACGGCGCCACCCCGGUGCAGUCCGCAGAAGUUGACGAUCCACUCUCGCUGAACCGCUAUCCGGAUCCGGGGCUGUUUGGGAUCAAGGACUCUUUAGCUCAGCUGCGCGGUGUUCCAAACGACGCGUUCGUGUUCCUCGGUGUCGGCAGUGAUGAAGUGCUCGACUUGGUUCAGCGAGUGUGCUGCCGUCCUGGCAAGGACAAGAUCCUCAUCUGCCCUCCCACAUACGGCAUGUACAGCGUCUGUGCAGCUGUCAACGAUCUCGAAGUGGUCAAAGUGCCGCUCAUCACGCAAGCUGGAAAGUUCGCACUGGAUGUACAGGCAGUUAACAAGAAACUGAGCGAGGAUGCAGACAUCAAGAUCACGUUUAUCUGCUCGCCGGGCAACCCGACAGGUACGCUGAUCGCGCCAAGCGAUGUGCAGAAGGUGGCUGACAAUCCAGAUUACAACGGCCUCGUCGUGGUGGACGAAGCGUACAUCGACUUUGCCGAGGAGGAGAAGAGGAUGGGUAAGCGUCCAGCUGACCAAGUGGUGAGUGCUGUGAGCUUGGUGCGCGAGUACCAGAAUGUGAUGGUUACACAAACACUCUCGAAAGCCUUUGGUCUCGCCGCGAUUCGACUCGGCAUCGCAUUUGCUCAACCGUCUCUGGUGCAAAUCAUGAACAACACCAAAGCGCCUUACAACAUUUCCUCGCCCACCGCCCACCUCGCCUCGCUCGCGCUUUCUCCCACGGGAAUCGCACAGAUGCGUCGAAAUGUCCAGACACUUAUCCACAACCGCGAACACCUGAUUUCGGCGCUGCAAACGCUGCGCGGAGCGGGCGCGAUCCUGGGCGGUAACGACGCCAACUUUGUGCUGGUGCAGAUGCUCGAUCUGGAAACGCGCUCGAAACCGGAUAGCAAUGUGGCGCAGAUGGUCUACAAGCGUAUGGCCGAGGAGAUGGGGUUGGUAGUCAGGAACAGAGCCAAGGACUUGGGUUGUGCUGGAUGCCUGAGAAUCACUGUCGGUACCCGAGAGGAGAACGAGAGGUGCAUCGAGCUGAUGAAGCGUUUGCUCGACGGUGCCAACUGA
Molecule: messenger RNA, 1296 nt
Organism: Mycosarcoma maydis (corn smut)
Lineage: Eukaryota; Fungi; Basidiomycota; Ustilaginomycetes; Ustilaginales
Product: putative histidinol-phosphate transaminase
Exons: 1
Coding region: 1-1296 (431 amino acids)
Biological process (GO): L-histidine biosynthetic process
Molecular function (GO): L-histidinol-phosphate:2-oxoglutarate transaminase activity; pyridoxal phosphate binding
Source: RefSeq, a predicted model, not a curated record